Messenger RNA from Didymodactylos carnosus, 2033 nucleotides. Lineage: Eukaryota; Metazoa; Rotifera; Eurotatoria; Philodinida; Philodinidae. The record is from the annotation of a GenBank genome assembly.
GGGAGAGGUCAAAUCUCAAAAAUUUUGUUUUCAAAAUGUUCCUCGUCAUGUAAUCUAUUGGAAUAUAUGGGUCGUUUUCGUGUAGAAAGGGUGGCAGAUUUCGUUACUUAUCCGGCGUGGUCCUUUACUACACUAGAUCAGACUAAUCAAAAGUUAUAUCUUGUUCUUUAUAGAUUGUCUUUUAAAUAAUCUAAAACUAAGAAUACAAAAAAACUAAAAAUUAAAGUAAUAAAUUUACUUCUAAUUUGUACUUGAUGUCUCUGUGACUUUCUGUGAUAAACUGCAUACUUGCAUUAUCUUGUUGCUUAUAUAAUCAGUCAAUCAAAAUUCAGCCAUGCGUUGAACUUAAACUUGAAGCUGAUUUACCCUACAUACUGUACAUUAGACCACGGAAAAAAACGCUUUUGAUUUUCAUCAAUGAUUUCAUUUGUUUAUGGUGUAUUUAGAUAUGUUGAAGAACUGCUAAACUUCCAUAAAAUUAUACUAGAUCCAUUGCUUUUUUGCCGAUAAUCUUAUUUGUUAUAAUGUCUUAUUCAGUUUGAGAAGAUAGGUAUUUAGCAGAAUAUUUUAGACACUUAACAGCAGCGAAAUGUUAGAAAAAAGUGUAGCUUCCAGCUUGUAGCAUCUGAGAUUAAGUAAGCACGAAACAAAGUUAUUGUCUGAUAGAUUUGAUUGUAUGUCUAUUUUUCCAGGUAAAAGCUUUGAAAUAUUUUUUUUGCCUGGGUCAACGGUAAAUAAAAUUUUAGAAAAAUCUUGACAUUGUAAAUCUGUGCAAAAAACUAAUGAUGAUGAUAUUAAGUAUGACGAUGAAAGCAAAGAUGGCAGAAGUAGGAAAUUAGGUGGCGGGAUUGAAUAUAUUACGAUGAAAAAAAGAACAUCGACACAAUUAUCAAUGAAUAUUCAUUAUUUAAAAGAUUUGAGUCAAAAUCAUUAAGAAAAUAUUAAAAUUUAUUUUCUGAUUCGUCCAUUUUUCUACAUCAUGCUUUUAUACGUAUUUAUUUUCUUUUUUAACUGAUAUCAACUUCUGUUUAUAAUUAUCGUGCUAUUGACUUCUGAUAUUUGUGUUUGUAUAUUAUUGAAAAUUAUGAAAAUAUUUUUGUAAAUAUUAGUAAAGAUAAUAUUAGAAUUAGAUAUGAUUUGAAUAAAAAAGAAAAUACACUUUAGUUGCUUACAUGAAAAAGAUUGAAGAGAUAUUCGAGUUUUAGCUAAAUGUUGUCAUGCAUACCUAAUGGGAAUUGACUUUUAUGCUGUGCUUUCUCUUUGGGUUUACUCAUAUAACUUUUGUUUAUUUGUAGAUGUAUCGUCAAUUCUUUUCACAACUGUGCAAAGUGGCUCGUGCUCCGACAUCUGUUUAUAGUCCAAAACAGGUUUUAUCGCUUACUUCUUUUUUACGAUCGCAUCAUGAACAAGCGCAACAAACUCAAGAAUGUGGACAUAUUGUGUAUCCUCAACUAUUGAAACAAGCACCCGAUUUUAAAGGUCAGGCUGUUGUUGAUGGAAAUUUCAAAGAAAUUAAAUUACAAGAUUAUAAGGGAAAAUAUCUGGUCCUUUUUUUUUAUCCAUUGGAUUUUACGUUUGUCUGUCCAACAGAAUUGAUUGCAUUCAACGAGAAAUUAGAAGAAUUCCAUAAGAUUAAUACUGAAGUUGUUGGAUGUUCAACGGACAGUGUUCAUAGUCACUUAGCUUGGAUCAAUACUCCUCGUAAGCAAGGUGGCUUGGGCGGUUUGAAGUAUCCCCUGUUAUCUGAUUUUUCUAAAGACAUCACACGUCGUUACGGAAUAUUGAUUGAAGAUCAAGGUAUAGCUUUACGGGGUUUAUUUAUCAUUGAUUCAAAACAAGUUUUAAGACAAAUUACUGUCAACGAUUUGCCCGUUGGAAGAUCGGUAGAUGAAACUUUACGUUUAAUUCGAGCCUAUCAAUUUGUCGAAAAACAUGGAGAAGUAUGUCCAGCAAACUGGGACCAAACAAAAAAUCCACAAACAAUUAAACCAGAUCCAAUUAAAUCAAAAGAAUAUUUUCAAAAACAAGUUUAA